Opisthocomus hoazin is the source of this 1527-nucleotide messenger RNA. The record is from RefSeq and is a predicted model, not a curated record. Lineage: Eukaryota; Metazoa; Chordata; Aves; Opisthocomiformes; Opisthocomidae.
AUGAAUCUUCACUGCAGAAUAGAUGAAGUUAAAAAUUCAGAGAACUUGCAAAAUUCCAGCAAAAAAACAUUGUGCCAGCGUUUAUCUGGUGAAUUCCUCAUGCCAGUCAAGCAUGAAGAACGGGGCCGUAGUACUGUGAAGGUACUCUCAGUAACCCAGAUGAAACAACAGGAUGGUCAGUGCGGGGCCUUCCGGCGCUGGGCCUCGAGCGGCGCAGAGGCCGUGAUGAAACACUUGCAGAGCAACGACGUCAAGCUGCUGCUGUCGAGCGCGAAGCAAGGGGAGCUCGUUAUCCACUACGCCAAGUUGCACGGUGUGUCCGUGGUAGAGUGCGUGUCGCCGGAAGAAAUGGCCCUUAUCAGCAAGAUCACCGGGGUCUCACCUUGCGACAGCCUGCGCGGAGAGAUCGCCGAAACCGUGGUGGCAACAUUUUGCCAGCCCCUGCUGCUGGGCUCAAAGAGGUGCGUUCACGUUGGCUUCGCCAGCGCGGGCGCCUUUCAGCCCCAUUGCCUCGUCCUCUGCGCGCCGGUCGACAGCGUGAACGAGCAGCACGCAGCUGCUUUGCAAGAGGCAUUUACCAUGCUGCAGCAGCUGUUCAAAAGGGUCGAUCAGGGGGAGGGAGGCGAAGCAGAACGUGGAAGCCAGGAUGGGGCCGCAGAUGUUUGCAGCUGGUGUUCUUCAGCUACUCGGAAGCAGCUCGUGAUAGAAAAUACUUCUUGUAACGGUCAUGGGGUGUCUGAGCAAGGACUGGAAACACGCAGGGGUGAAGCAGAGACACGGACUGCAGAGCCCAACUUGCGGGGAAGCGGAAAUCCAGUGUGUGUGCAAACAGACCUGCGAAUGGCCUCAAAUCCUGCCUGGCACGCCAGAGCGCUUGGUGUUGCCGCUGAAGGAGAGGGCACUUCAGGGGAGGUACAGGAACCGCAGGCAAGAAGCGGGCAGCCAGGUGACCCGCACGAGAACCAUGGACGUGACUCGCUUGCGGGCAGCCAAAAGAAUCACAGCAGCAAUGCUAAUGGAGUCACUGCGUGCGAGCACCUAGGUGUUGGCAGAGAUCUGGAGAAAACAAGUUGCGAUGCAGCUCCGUUUAAACACAAAAAGAGUUGCGUAAGUAUUGCGCAGAGUUGUUCCAGCUGCCUCAUAGAGGCAGGGUCCGUGUUGCCGGUAGGAGGUUACUUUGAAAUCCUCUUGCAUUAUUACAUUCGGUACUACGCAAAGCAGCUUCAGCAGUCAGAGCUGACUGCCAUAUCUAAUGUAGUUGCGGAUGCUUUGCUAAGUGUUCCCAGGACAUUGUACAGCACAGAACGAAACGGCUUUAACAAAUUCUAUCUCGAAACCACAAACGCGCUCAGAAGAAAUGAGCCGCUGCCUGUGAACGAGAAAGGCUUAGAAUCAGUGUAUUGCAAAUACCAGUUAAUCAUCUCAGUUCUUCAUUGUGUUACAGAGCUGCUUGCCAUAGAUUUAAUAAUUAGUGUUAAGCGGCCACUGCAAAAAAUUGAGGAUAAUGACUCGGAAGAUGACUGUUGA